Myzus persicae (green peach aphid) is the source of this 884-nucleotide messenger RNA. RefSeq names its product zinc finger BED domain-containing protein 4-like. The record is from RefSeq and is a predicted model, not a curated record. Bases 163 to 834 code for a protein of 223 amino acids. NCBI's taxonomy places the organism in Eukaryota, Metazoa, Arthropoda, Insecta, Hemiptera, Aphididae. The transcript has a single exon. Gene Ontology annotation, molecular function: protein dimerization activity.
AUUUCAAUGUCAACUAUUAUUUCAAAUAUUUUACUUUCUCGAACGGGUAAUGAAGUUCCGGAAAUGUUGUCGGCACGAGAUCUUCAGUCUUUAAAAGAAAUCUGUUUGCUACUUGGGAUAAUUGAGAAACUAACAAAGGAGCUAUCAACUUAAAAGUAUGUCAUGUCAAGUAAGAUCAUCCCUGUUAUAGUGUGCACUCAAAAUUUAAUUAAAAACCAGAAACCAGUUUUUAAUAUUGCAAAUAAUUUACAAAUUAAACUUUUGGAAGAGUUUGCAUACCGGUGUGGGAAGUUGGAAUAUAACCCAAUAUUAUCUAUUUCCACUAUACUUGAUCCAAGGUUUAAAGAUAUAUAUUUUAUAGAACCACAAUCCAAAUCAAAAAUAUUAAAUACACUAGUAAAUUUGAUCGAGGCACAAAACCCAUUUGCAAACAACGAUGAGAUCUGGGAAAAUGAAGUAGAAGAUAAUGUUGAUUCUACUAAUAGUAAUAAUUGCAUUAAUCUUUGGAGCCUACACAGGAGUCUUGAGAAAAAACAAAAAAAUAAAACGAAGUCCGGAUCUCAUGCGAGAGAUGAGAUACAUUCUUAUUUUGAUAAAUCGGUUAUUGGACUCAAAGAAGAUCCGAUUAUUGAAUGGGAAAAUAUCAAAGGAGCUUUUCCAAAUCUAUAUCAACUAGCUAGACAAUAUCUUUUUAUAUCAGCCACAUCAGUACCAUCAGAAAGAUUGUUUAGUAAGACCGGUAACAUUAUGACUAAAAGUAGAAAUAGAAUAUUAGGCUCAAGAUUGUCAAAACUAGUGUUUUUACAAUCAUUAGAUGAUAAGUAUUGGCACUGAAUUUCUAAUUUUCUAAAUGUUUUACCUUACAAGUUGUAAAAUUUAUAAUA